CGGGAACCGUGCGCAUUGUUGUUCUUGUGGCGGUUGACGUGACCACCGCGCACAUCACCAACCUGUCCACAAUGUCUGAUGCGAUACUAGUGUAUUUGCAAAUGCUGUAAGGUAUUGGCUCUUGUUGUUCCGGAGACCCGCAGACGACAUGGCGCCGCUCGGUGUUCUUAUGGUUGGCGCCGGAGAGUACACCGUAGGCUUUGUGCCGACAGCGCAUGGCGCAGCGAGCGACAAGCCGGCGGGCGUAGUCGCACUAACAUGCUUCGAGCUGCGGCGGCAAGGGCUGGUGGGCCGCAUCGUGCUGUGCGACAUGUACGGCAGCCGCAUGGCGGCCGCGCGUGACACGGUGGCUGCCAAGAUCGGACGUGUGUAUGCGGGGCUGGACACGUCCAUGGAGACCUACCCCGAGGAUGACGUGGAGUCGGAGCCCACUGCCUACCUGAGGGCCAUGGCUAGCAUGUCCCCGGGUGAUGCGGUCAUUAUAUUCGUGCCGGACGACCUACACGCGCAAGUGGCCACCGCCGCGGCACGCCGGGGGCUGCACGUGCUGCUGGCCAAGCCCGCAGUCAAGACACUGCAGGAGCACUUGGACCUGCAGGCGGAGGUGGCGGCGGCGGGCGUGCUGGCGUGUGUGGAGUUCCACAAGCGCUUCGACGCCAUGUACUCGGACGCGCGCAACCGGGCCGCUGCGCUCGGGCCCUUCUCCCACUUCGCCUCCUACAUGGCCCAGCCCAAACAGCAGUUGGACACGUUCAGGGCGUGGGCGGGGUUGCGGAGCGACAUUUCCUACUACCUGAACUCGCACCACAUCGACAUCCACAACUGGAUGGCGGGCGGCCGCGCCAGGCCGGAGCGGGUGGUGGCCAUGGCGGCGACCGGCGUGGCGGAGGCGAAACUGGGUCGGCCUUGCGAGGACACCAUAACGCUGAUGGUGCAGUGGCGCAACACGCCCGCGGCCAGGAGCGCCGCGGGUGUUGGUGAUGGCGGCGGCGGCGGCCCAUGCCUGGGCACUGCGGUGUACACGGCGUCAUGGGUGGCGACCAAGGGCGACUGCCACACGCAGCAGGGCUUCCACUACGCGGCGCACGGCGGGGAGUUGCGGGUGGACCAGGCGCACCGCGGCUACACGGGGGCCAGCAACCAGGAGGCGGCAGGCGGAGGCGGAGGCGGAGGCGGAGGCGGAGGCGGCGGGUACGGCAGCUACAACCCGCUGUACAUGAGGUACACGCCGGACGCCAACGGGCGGUUUGCGGGCCAGGCCGGCUACGGCUUCGUGUCCAUAGCUCGCUUCCUGGCGGCGGCGGCAGACAUCAACGCGGGGCGGCUGAGCGUGGAAGACGUGCGGCGGGAGGGCGAGCUGGCGGUGCUGUGUGACACGGUGGCGGUCACGGCCAUACUGCAUGCGGGCCGCCUGUCACUGGACGCCGGCGGCGCGGCGGUGCGAAUCGAGUGGGAGGAGGAGGAGGAGGACGCAGGAGCGGAAGGCGUGGAGGGAGGCGAGGGCGGGGCGGCAGCAGCGGGCAGGGCACGCGGGGUCACGCCCAGGCUGGUGGUGGUGCAGUGAGCUGAUGAAUGUGGUGGCCAGGCACAAAAUGCCGCGUACAGAAAGCGGCGGGAACCCAAUGUGAGCAACUGGUAAUUUAGUCUGUGUUGAUGCAGUUGUGCUGUUUUGGCGUUCGGCGUGUGGUGUCAUUACGCGGCGGAGGAAAGGCAACUGCUGACGGAUGGCUGGUGGCGGCGGCAGCCGGCAGGGCACGCAGUGACAGGUAUUGUGUAUGCGGCCUGACCGCUUUGGGCGUGAACUUGA
Molecule: messenger RNA, 1807 nt
Organism: Chlamydomonas reinhardtii
Lineage: Eukaryota; Viridiplantae; Chlorophyta; Chlorophyceae; Chlamydomonadales; Chlamydomonadaceae
Exons: 12
Coding region: 149-1564 (471 amino acids)
Biological process (GO): NADPH regeneration
Cellular component (GO): cytoplasm
Molecular function (GO): nucleotide binding; oxidoreductase activity
Source: RefSeq, a predicted model, not a curated record